AUGCGACGUUUCUCCCCGUCAUCACAAGGAGAAGGUUCGCCGUCUCUGACUCUGAGUGGCCACGAUUGUGAUUUGGUGGAGAUCACAAACGGCUUCAUUCGCGGCGGGCCUCUCGACAUAUCGCCUCCAACUUCUCCAGAUCUAUAUCGGAGUCUGCUUAGAGGACCUUUUAUCGUGGAGAUGGGUUCCUCCCCGCAUCAAACUACUUCUCCUCCGGAAAGCGUAAGAAAAGCCGUGAAGCCUGGUAGGCAGCGAUCUCUCAACGAGUCUGGGACUAAUCACGCGUCCAACUGGUCGUAUCAUGAUGACACCGUGCUUAUCAAUGCUCGGGCCAGGGGCCAAGGAUGGAGUCAAAUACAGAAAGAACAUUUUCUGAACAAGACAGCAAACGCUUGCCGAAAGAGGCACGAGCGUCUCGUUGCAAAACGAAGAGGAACAGAGUGGAACCAGGAAAUGCUUGAGAAGUUAUCGACCGAGUACAGUCGAUGUCGGGAGCAGAUAUGGCAGCCUCUAGCAAACGCCAUUGGCGAGAAAUGGCAGGAUGUUGAAAAGAUUUGCUUUGAGAGAGGCUUGAAAUCAUUGAUCACACAGCCCCGCUCGCAAAGAGGACGAGAUAUCCUCCAUACACAGGUUCAACCGAGCAACAUCUCAAAGCCCAACAAUGACGAGUAUCCCCGCCGGACAAGCUUGCUGCCUCUCAAAGACAUUUUGGCACCCGACUAA
Messenger RNA from Talaromyces marneffei, 723 nucleotides. RefSeq lists its product as uncharacterized. NCBI's taxonomy places the organism in Eukaryota, Fungi, Ascomycota, Eurotiomycetes, Eurotiales, Trichocomaceae. The transcript is spliced from 2 exons. The record is from RefSeq and is a predicted model, not a curated record. Bases 1 to 723 code for a protein of 240 amino acids.